UAUUUGAUCACAUUACAUAGUGUAUUUAUAUACACUGUAUUUUGCAAUAGAAUUAAAAUAUGCACAAUAUAUAGAAUUUUUGUUAUACAGUUUUCAGUAUUGCUUCUUCUAAUAUUUGUCCUGGAACUUGUUGCUGGCAUUUCUGGAUAUUUGAUGCAACGAGAAGUUCGACAAAUGGUAGAAAAUAGGAUGAAUAUCACUAUGAAGGAUUAUUCAACUGAUAUAACUACUAAUAAAUCUUGGGAUAUUAUGCAACAUGAUCUGCAGUGUUGCGGAAUGAAUGGUGCAAGUGAUUGGGCUUCUGCUGGAUUCUCUGAUAAUACUAUACCAAAUUCCUGCUGUAGGGAAGUACCAGUAGGAAGUAAAUGUGACAUAAAUUCAAUUUACAUAUAUGAAGGAGGAUGUAUGCAGAGUCUUCAAUCUGCUAUUGAGUAUUACUCAUUGAUUUUGGGUGGUGUAGGCAUUGGCAUUGCUAUUAUUCAGGUAUGAAGAUGUAAAUUUCUU
Nomia melanderi (Alkali bee) is the source of this 504-nucleotide messenger RNA. NCBI's taxonomy places the organism in Eukaryota, Metazoa, Arthropoda, Insecta, Hymenoptera, Halictidae. The record is from RefSeq and is a predicted model, not a curated record.